GAGCCUAACACCAACUUGUAACUAAAAAAUUAAAAAGUUGUAAUUUUACUUAAUGUUAAGAUAAAAGUGUACACAUUUGAAAUUAAGCGUGCGUUCUUGCGGCACUUUUUGCAAUCCAAUUCGCAAAGAUCAAAAUGGAGUACAGCCACAGCCACGAAACUCGAAAAUCAAUAAUACAGAAAAUUAAACUUAUUUGCUAUUUUGGCAUAUUCGUUUUCAUUGUCGUUGUUGCAGCUUAGGAAAUAGUUUAAAAUUAUGUCCAAACGCAGCGCCGACGAUGCCAGCGGCGCCGGCAGCGGCAGCAGCAGCUGUUUGGUAGCUGCAGCGGCCGCUGGCCAGCCGCCCAUCAAGAAGGUGCACUUCGAGCCGCAUCUAAUUGGGCCCGUCUCGACAUUGGAGGAGAUGGACAUCAAGGUGCUCGAAUUUCAAAAUAAAAAGCUAGCCCAGCGAAUUGAGCAACGCAUGCGUUGCGAGGCGGAGCUGAGGCAUCGUAUUGAGCAACUGGAGAAGCGGCAGACGCAGGACGAUGCGGUGCUCAAUGUGGUAAAUCGAUAUUGGAAUCAACUGAACGAGGACAUUCGGGUGCUGCUGCAGCGAUUCGAUGCCGAGACGGCGGAUGAGCUGGAGAACAAGAACGAGAACGAGGUGACCACUUCUUUUCUCACGCAGCUGUCCACCUGGGAUAAGGAGGAGCUUGACGAGAAGUUGGCCAAUCGUGUGCAAGUCUCAAAGCGUGCAGUAGCCAAAAUUGUACAGGUUAUUGAUAGGUUAAUGCAACGUAACGAAAAGAUAACGCAUGUAUUGAGAGGUGAUGCUCUAGGCGGUGCCGGCAGCACAGCUGGCACGGCAGCUGGAGACGAUGAACAGCAAAAGGCCGCUGCGGCUGGAGAUGCUGUGGAUGCAGCUAGUGUGUCAGCCGGCGUGCAUGCGCUUGAGGAGACACUGAAGAAAACGCACAUUGAGAUUAUGACAGAGAAUCGGAAUCUUCAGAAUCUGAAUACAUCGCUGCAUGAGAAGUUUCAUACCAUGUCGCUGAAAAUGAAGGAAUACCAGGAUGCGCUCACCGCCAAAGAGACGGAGAAUGCCGAGCUCAAGAAUCAAAUCGAUGAGCUGCAAUACGAUCUGGAGAAGAUACACUGUCGAAACGACAAGCUGGAGAAUCAUUUAGCCGAGGCCAUUGAGAAGCUGAAGGCCUAUCAUCAAAUCUAUGGCGAUCCCAAUAAGAGCACCAAUAGCACCAAAACGCCCAACACAAGCAGCGGCUCCAUUACUGGCGGCAGUACUACAACAACAAAUGUUAAUAGUCAACACUUAGAAGAACUGCAAAAGGAGCUAGAAGAGCAUCGGGAGCUGGCCAACAAUCGGCUGCAGGAGCUGGACAAGCUGCAUGCCACGCAUCGCGAGACGCUUAAGGAAGUGGAAAAGCUUAAGAUGGAUAUACGGCAGCUGCCAGAGUCAGUGAUUGUGGAGACCACGGAGUACAAGUGUCUGCAGUCGCAGUUCUCAGUGCUUUACAACGAGUCCAUGCAGAUCAAGACCAUGUUGGAUGAAACGCGAAAUCAACUGCAGACAAGCAAAAAUCAGCAUUUGCGCCAGAUUGAGGUGAUGGAAAGCGAGGAGCUGAUUGCCCAGAAGAAAGUGCGUAGCGAAAUGAUACAAAUGGAGGAUGUCCUUGCACUUAUACGGAAGGAGUAUGAGGCGUUGCGCAUAGAGUUUGAACAAAACAUGGCCGCCAAUGAGCAGACGGCGCCUAUCAAUCGCGAAAUGCGACACUUGAUUACAUCGCUACAGAACCAUAAUGGGCAGCUAAAAGGCGAAGUGCAACGCUAUAAGCGCAAGUACAAGGACCUCUCAACAGAUAAUUUAAAGCUGCGCAAGGAACUCGACGAGGCGCUAGUCACAAUCGAGACCAACAAACAGGAGCAGCUGUCAGCGGCAGCUGCAGCGGCCGCAAGCGAAGCAAUCAAACAGGAAUCAGCAGGCUAUGUGAAGGAGGAGCAUUCCAGCAGUACCGCCGCUGGUGUCAACUGCUCGAGUAAUGCGGGCAACACCAGCAGUGACUGCAAUAUGUCCAUCAAAGAGGAGAACUCAGUUUGUGCAGAAGAUGAGCUGGAUGAUGAAGCGGCUGGCAAGGAUGCAAAAGAUCCAGCCAUAAAGCAGGAGAAGCUCUGCGCCAACGAUGUUGUCAACGCCGAAAAGAAAGACUCACCUGGACCUGCGAAUGCGACGACGUCAGCAGCCGCAGCGGCAAGCACUUCAAAUUCUGUCAAAAGCGAAAGGGAUUCAAAGGAUGGUAUUAAAUCUAAAGAGUUAAAAGCCUUAGAGAGUGAAGCUGUGCGGGAGCUGAAGGCGCAACUGAAAAAAGCGUUGAAUGAUCAGAAGGAAAUGAAGCUAUUGCUGGACAUGUACAAAGGAGUUUCGAAGGAUCAACGGGACAAAGUGCAGUUGAUGGCCACGGAGAAGAAGCUGCGCUCGGAGAUUGAGGAGCUGCGGCAACAGCUCAAAAAGCUGCAGGAGAGCAAGCGAGAGGAGCGCAAAAAGCUGGCCGACGAAGAGGCCUUGCGCAAGAUCAAGCAGCUGGAGGAGCAAAAGUAUGAAUUGCAGAAGCAGGUGGCCAAUCACAAGCCCAACGACAGUUCGUGGGGUGCUGCGCCUGGAGGCAGCGGUCGACCAUUUGUGGGCUCGCAUGAGGAGGAGGCGCUGCUGAAUGAAAUGGAGGUCACUGGUCAAGCAUUUGAGGACAUGCAGGAGCAGAACUCCAGGCUCAUACAGCAGUUACGUGAGAAGGACGACGCUAAUUUUAAGCUCAUGUCAGAGCGGAUAAAGGCCAAUCAACUGCACAAACUAUUACGUGAGGAGAAGACGGUGCUGGAGGAUCAAAUGGCCACAGCGACCACGCAGAUCGAAGCCAUGCACAUUGUGCUGCGCAAACUGGAAGAAAAAGAGCGCAGCCUGCAAGCCACGGUGGCAUCUAUUGAAAAGGAGCUUAUGCUGCGGCAGCAGGCCAUGGAGAUGCACAAGCGCAAGGCUAUUGAAUCGGCACAGUCGGCAGCGGAUCUCAAGUUACAUCUUGAAAAGUAUCAUGCGCAAAUGAAGGAGGCGCAACAAGUGGUGGCGGAGAAAACCAGCUCACUGGAGGCGGAGGCGUACAAGACGAAGCGACUGCAGGAGGAGCUGGCGCAGUUCAAACGCAAGGCGGAACGCAUGAAGAAGAUGGAGAUGUCUGGCACCACCAUCGAUGAGGUGAUGAUAGAGGAGAUACGCGAGUACAAGGAGACGCUCACGUGUCCGUCAUGCAAGGUGAAGCGAAAGGACGCAGUGCUCUCCAAGUGCUUCCAUGUAUUCUGCUACGAUUGCCUGCGAACGCGAUACGAGACGCGACAGCGCAAGUGCCCCAAAUGCAACUGCGCCUUUGGCGCCAACGACUACCAUAGGUUAUACCUGCAGUAGACAGACAGAAUGCAUUAUACUACGAUCCUUGAUCAUAGCGAGCCGAGAGCUAAUCCAUUAUGAGCAUAUUAUCUAUGUAAUAUUAAUAUAUAUAUAUAUUUGUUUUUAAGAAUCGCAACCGCGUGGCUAUCCUUAAAUCCCUUGUAUAUCUUGUGGCAACCAUUUAAAUAACUUUCAUUACGGCCGCCCCAAGCAUCUCAUAUUAAGUUCCGCGAGACGUUCUACCGGGUUUUUUAUGUAGCUUCUAGAUGAAAACUAACUCCUACAAAACACACUAAUAAAUGUCUAAAAAAUUAUUUUCAAUUUAAAA
Molecule: messenger RNA, 3760 nt
Organism: Drosophila busckii
Lineage: Eukaryota; Metazoa; Arthropoda; Insecta; Diptera; Drosophilidae
Gene: Bre1
Product: E3 ubiquitin-protein ligase Bre1
Exons: 4
Coding region: 256-3450 (1064 amino acids)
Cellular component (GO): nucleus; HULC complex
Molecular function (GO): ubiquitin protein ligase activity; metal ion binding
Source: RefSeq, a predicted model, not a curated record